Molecule: messenger RNA, 883 nt
Organism: Marchantia polymorpha subsp. ruderalis
Lineage: Eukaryota; Viridiplantae; Streptophyta; Marchantiopsida; Marchantiales; Marchantiaceae
Source: the annotation of a GenBank genome assembly
AUUAUUUUAUGUCCACAGUGUUCAAUAUAAAGGCUUCAACUUUCCAGAGUUGGGAUUAAUUGGCAGGACGUCAUUCGCUAACUUCAUAAAAUGCAAUGACUGUGAUCAAACUUAUUGACCUUAGUAUUGAAACUCCUACAUUGACGAAGACUUGUUGCCGAGUGUCAAACAGUGUCAUAUAUAACAUCACUGACUAGAUUCGCUUUUUAUAGAAAUAUGUUGUAUAUAAUCUUCGAUCCAUAUAUUGAAGUAAUUAUUAAAAAUAAUUUUCUGACUCAAGAGAAUUCUUCGGUGUUCCUAGUCUCACAGCCUUUGAAAUAUUUACUACUACAUUAGACAAAUAUUCUAUGUGGAUUGUAAUCAUGACUAAAUCAAUGGGUGCAAUCUUCUUUGUCUUGGAAAUUACUCUUUGUCAUCAACUCGAUGACGCUAGGGUUAUGUGAAGCGGAUUGUAGGAAAGUUGGGAACCGAGAAUCAGUCUUUCCGAGUUACAAGCAGGCUUACACAAAGACGUUUACCGGUCAUUGUCGGAUGAGAAGUCAGGGUGGAGUUGCCUCGGCUGCAAUAUCGUACGAUGGUGAACAACAACAUCCUUAUCCAGCUACAAGGUUGGAGUUCAUGACGAAGACGCAUCAAUCUGGAUCUCCACAGUGCUUUUAACCCCAUCAUCCUGGCAAGAUUAAGAUCCAGGACUCAGGAGGAGGAGGAGCGGGGUGCAGUACAAACCCCUAAUCCAAUCAAUCAAUCAAUCCGCCGGAGCACCAAUUCUAUCGCGGUAAGAUAAUCCUCUCGAUUUGACCAGACGUGAAGGAAGAACAGGCCAGAGGCAAGAGGGCGUGCCAGAUCCUUCACCCUUUUGCACUCCUCCCUCUCUUGGGCCUCG